AUGGAAGUGGUUAUCGAAGAGCAAGCGUUGCUGCAGGAUUUCUUAAAUCAAGUUCCUGCCGAUUGUUUGACAUUUCUUAACGGAAUCGGCUAUAACACAACAGGAUUGCUAACCGUAACCGAAACGUAUUUUAAAACCAGCCUUGAACCGUUUCCAAAUUUUUGGGGAGCUGACCAAUUGUGGCAUUGGAUUUUGGAUUGGAGACGGCGAAACCAUCUCGAUAAUUUAAUUCUGCCUGAGCAGCAACCGGAAGGGGAAAUUCCGUUGGAGGAGGAGGAGGUACAGCAGGCAGACGGAGCUGACAAAGAAAAUAGCAGCGAACAAAACAGUUCUCCGUUAAAGAUUCAGUACGACGCGCACGGAAGUGGUGAAGGAAGCAGCAGUGCAAACAGUGAGGCGAACAAUAACGAGAUUUCUGGCAUAAAAAAGGCUAAGAACCCAACGGGAUCAUUGGCAGAGAGUAAAUUUCACUAUCUCACUCCAAAUGUUUUAAAACACCUGCUUGCUGAAUCCGUAUUCGGCAAUCAAGUUUUGAAGUGUGCUGAAAUUCAACAACUGUCGCCGGCUGGCAAAAAAUUCGUUGUCGACACUGUGGCUCGAUACCACUUAACUCAGGACAGAAAAACAUCCGCCGAAGUAUUGAACGAGUACAGCGACGUUAUUGUUACUUUGUUUGUCAAAGAAGGAAAGCUUGACAUAGACUAUCGCCUGCUGGCAUUCGGUGACUCAAACAAAAUAGUGAAAAACUGGGUCGCUUGUUUCGAAUGCAUAAGCAAAUUUGCACAGAUUCAAGCCAAAGAUCCAUCAGCGAAGGAUUUGAUUAGGGCGAUUGAUGAUUUGAGCCUUUCUGCAGAUUCUAGACUGCUGAAUGUAUUGCUGGUAUUAAACACGGUUUUACUUCCGGUGAAGGCAUCGAAGGGAUUCAAACCAACGGUGGCUACUGCACAAUCAGAUACGUUUGUUGUAGCUCCCAACCGCGAAGAGGCAUUAAUUGCUGUCCAAAAGCUUUAUGACGUAUACGACAAGCAAGAAUUUCCUUUGUGUCCAAAGCUCGCGAUCAUCGGUGAAAAUUCUUGCAAGAUUCAGGGUGGUUGUAUGGUCGUCUACAAAUCGUUGGUGUACGAUUUUUCAAGCGUGGCUCGGGCUAUAGACGUCAUCAUCAAACUACAUCUUGUUUUGGGCUUGCCAUUUUCUAAAACAUCUAAGUUAGUUUGGGUGUUCAUUGAAAAAUACCUGUACGGCAUUGAAACUGACCGUGGAUACCUGUGCAUUAAUAAGUUGAUCAGCUACAUACAAGAACAUAAUCCACGAUGUUUGUAACGUGCUCAUUUGCUGAGUGCUGUGAGCAAUUUUCAACAGCAAACGAUUUCAUAGCUCACUUGGAAAUGAAACAUAAACCACCAAUUGAAUUUUUGUUCAAAUGUCCAUAUCCAGAGUGCGUGCAAAUAUUUUCCAAAAUUUACGGUUUUAAACGGCACGUAAGGAACCAUCAAUUUAAUGAGUCAUGCAGUUCUACACUUGAUCAAUCAUCACCAUCAAAUCCUAUGAAAUUACCAUGUUUAUCAUUCCAUAAGGACAUACAUCAAGAUAAGGACACACAAGAAGAUGUUGUAAUAGAGGGCACGUCUGUAACAGCGUGUAGAUUAGAAGAGAACAUACUACAUAUUCAGCAAGA
Messenger RNA from Ochlerotatus camptorhynchus, 1675 nucleotides. RefSeq lists its product as uncharacterized. Bases 1 to 1320 code for a protein of 439 amino acids. NCBI's taxonomy places the organism in Eukaryota, Metazoa, Arthropoda, Insecta, Diptera, Culicidae. The record is from RefSeq and is a predicted model, not a curated record. The transcript has 7 exons.